GAUGAAACAAUAUUGUAACCUACGCAUGAUCGAAAAGCGUCAUUCAACUCUGAUCAAAAACUGCUGUCUAAUCUUGGUUCCUGUUCUAAAUAACUGAUUUAAAGCAACAUGAGUUUCGGUCUGCCUUCCCUGAAACCCGAACUAGAGACAAUUCCAGGACAUGGACUUAAGAAGAACAACUUCGGUGUGCAUGAUUCAUUGGCUUUUGGGUUGAAAAAUGUGAAAGGAAAUAUACAACAAAACCAUCCGUUGGAGCUAUCAGAGAAAAAUUACGAUCUAAAAGAGUGGAAGAUGCAGAUGACAAUUUUAAGAAACACCCAAGGUUUACAUGCACCGAUUAAGCUCGGAGCUGAGCUAUGGGCUGCGAAGCAAGUUGGAAGGUUGCCCUUCAUGGAAAGCUCCGGUCUCGCUACAGCAACAAUAAAAUCAACAGACGAUAUGCUUGAUUUUACUGAUAUUCUUAGUCUGCCUGAACAAGAUGAGCACCUUCUUAUGCCUCAUGUAGUUAUGGAACAUAAACUUGGAAUCUUGUAAUUUUGUUGCUUACUUUUAUUCUGUAUUUUGUAUUAAAAUAUAUUUAAAUCACUAUAAA
Molecule: messenger RNA, 592 nt
Organism: Cimex lectularius (bed bug)
Lineage: Eukaryota; Metazoa; Arthropoda; Insecta; Hemiptera; Cimicidae
Gene: Pomp
Product: proteasome maturation protein
Exons: 4
Coding region: 109-534 (141 amino acids)
Biological process (GO): proteasome assembly
Cellular component (GO): nucleus; cytoplasm
Source: RefSeq, a predicted model, not a curated record